Messenger RNA from Naegleria lovaniensis, 879 nucleotides. RefSeq lists its product as uncharacterized. The transcript has a single exon. The coding region runs from base 1 to 879 and encodes 292 amino acids. Gene Ontology annotation, biological process: exocytosis; actin filament polymerization. NCBI's taxonomy places the organism in Eukaryota, Heterolobosea, Eutetramitea, Acrasida, Naegleriidae. The record is from RefSeq and is a predicted model, not a curated record. Gene Ontology annotation, cellular component: WASH complex.
AUGUCUCAAACACCUCGAAACAUGUCGUCUUCGUUUCGAACGACUCCAUCAGCCUCCCAUCGAAAAAUCGAAAACACUCCGAUUGAAUUCUAUCACACUCUCGACAUGGUCAACACUUUUUGCAUUCAAACCAUCAAUUUAUUAAAUAAUUUUUCACUUCAAUGUGAACGAAAACUCAAUCAAGCACAACACGAUCUGGUUCGAAUCGAAAUUACACUCUCCCUUCUCGAAAGUAAAUUAAAAUCCAUUGAUGGCAUGGAAGCUAAAAUGAAAGAAUUUGAAAAUAAUCCUUCGAACCUUCUUUCCACAACAACAACAACAACAACAAAUACAUCAACAGCAGCAGCAGGACCUGUCGAUACGUCAUCAUCAUCGUUUGGUGGAAAUGUUCCUCCUCCACCUCCUCCGACAACAACAACAACAACAGGAAAUAUUCCUCCUCCACCUCCAGGAUUUGGUUCUCCUCAAAACACACAAGGUUAUGUCCCACCUCCUCCUCCAAUGACCUCCAAUGGAACAGCAGUAGCUGCAGCUUCUUUGGUUCCUCCACUUCCUGUGACAGGUGUCAGCAAUCAUACAGAACAUUUACCUUCGUUGGCUCGUGAUGCCGUCGACCAGCAGGUUGAAAAUUCCUCCUCAAACAUUCCAACAUGCGAACAAGAUCCUCGUCUCGCUCGAUAUUUCCGAUUAUUGUAUAAAGUUGGAGUACCAAGAGUGCAAUUGGAAAGAGACAUGAUUCGUGAUGGUUUCGAUCCGAGUGUUUUGGAUACACCACAAGCACCCUCUCCGUUGGGACCUUACAAGGAAGAGAAUUCAGAAGAGGAAGAGGAAAUUGGAGGCGAUGCAGCUGCAGCAUCUAGUGAGGAGGAAGAGGAAUAA